UGAGGGCACAUUCAGACUAGUACUUUCUUGGACGUAUCUGACUGCACUGCCGACCAGAAUAUCCUAUUGUGAGUAUGGGCAGGACAUACUCACAGCAGUCCUCUCCUGGAUGUAUCCGGCUGCGUGGAUGCACAGAUUCACCCAAAAUAUCUGAUUGCGAGCACACUCUGAUGUGUGACAACAUGGCUGUUGUUGUGCAGGUUCUAAGUGGAAAGGAGCCCAGACGGCCAGUUCUCUUGGACAAACCUAUUGAGAUGGUACUUACUGGCACAGAGGAGCAAGGACUGCUGGAGUAUCGGGCAAGGCUGGAGGAGUGGGGCUGGCGGUACCGCGUUUCAGCCCAAGUCUCCAACUUAGUGCAACGAUGCAGAAGUGCCUCGCAGCCGUGUAGACAAGUAGCGACGAUCUUUGCGGUGCCUUUGGUACUUGGCGUUCCGUUGAAAUCAGGGGACCUCAAAGAGCAUCUGCACCAGAGUUUCAAAAUCCUUCUUUGCCUUCCUGCAGGAGCUAUCAUGUUUGGCCACAAAAUUCUGCCGACGGAGAGCAAGCUACUGAUUUCCCAGUUGGCGAAAACACAGCUCCUCUUCCAGUGUGCGCAUGGACGGCCAACCAUGGCGCCCAUCGUAAACCUUUCAGCGCUGCGGAAAGCACUCCGCCAAAGCCAAGCAACAAAUUUCCGGAGCUCCGGUGAAGAGAUGGCAGCGGCAUUCCCGACAGCACGACUGGCAAUUGAAGCAUGGGAGCCAGGGGGGGGUGCAGCAAAAGAAGCUAUUGCUAGAGAUGGAGGCUCCACAGAGAGGGGAGGAGGAGGAGGAGUACGAGUCUUUGGUAAUUACAAUGCGGCCGUCGGCUCCCAGCUACCGACCUCUGGAUCAUGCAGCUCAGCAAUUGGAGGCUUGCACUGUUCUUCUUCAUGGCGUGCUGGAAAAGUGAUGGCAAAUAAUGCACGGCCAACGGUGGAAAGAGCUAGAGACCGACUACAAUAUGCUCUUCAGAUGGGAGUUUGACUUCGGUCCAUGCAUUUUUCUUCCCGUCGCUCUGGACCCCCUGUGAGAAGAAGAAGAGGGUCUUGGCCCUUUUGAGU
Chara braunii is the source of this 1084-nucleotide messenger RNA. Lineage: Eukaryota; Viridiplantae; Streptophyta; Charophyceae; Charales; Characeae. The record is from the annotation of a GenBank genome assembly.